Chiloscyllium plagiosum (whitespotted bambooshark) is the source of this 495-nucleotide messenger RNA. The record is from RefSeq and is a predicted model, not a curated record. Lineage: Eukaryota; Metazoa; Chordata; Chondrichthyes; Orectolobiformes; Hemiscylliidae.
AUGCCCACGGACACCCAUUGGCACAAAAGGAUUCCCCACAUUAAGGUCGGUCCAGAGGAGACCCCGAGACUGCAGUACCUUCGGUUUGCGUCGAUCAGCUUGUAUCCCAGCAAUGAUGACAUCAGCCUGGCGGUCAGCAGCAUUCUGAAGUUCUCCAGCUGCCCAUCUACCAGUCUCGUCUGUGCCAAGGCUGAAUGUCUCCUUCGCCUGGAGGAGCUGGUACGCCAGUUCCUGAUCUCCAAGGACUCCCUGUCGAUACGAAUGCUUGACCAUUCCAAUGACCCCACGCCCCUGCUGAAAGAGAUCCGGGACGACAAAAUCUCCACCAUCAUAAUCGAUGCCAACGCCUCGGUGUCUUACCUCAUUCUCAAAAAGUUUAAUAAUAUUCUUCCCAUAACAGGGCAACCGGAUCUGGACACAGUCAAUCCAGAACAAGGUAUUGAAACUCUGGAGAGAGAGGGCAAAGGAGAUUUACUGGAAUGGGGCCAGGAAUGA